Messenger RNA from Dovyalis caffra, 786 nucleotides. The record is from the annotation of a GenBank genome assembly. NCBI's taxonomy places the organism in Eukaryota, Viridiplantae, Streptophyta, Magnoliopsida, Malpighiales, Salicaceae.
AUGGCAGCCACACCAUCAGCUCGCGAGGAAAAUGUCUACAUGGCAAAACUCGCCGAGCAAGCUGAACGUUAUGAAGAAAUGGUGGAGUACAUGGAGAAAGUCUCGGCCUCCAUCGAUAAUGAGGAACUUACCGUGGAAGAGCGGAACCUCCUCUCUGUGGCUUACAAAAACGUGAUUGGAGCUAGACGUGCUUCUUGGAGGAUUAUUUCCUCGAUCGAGCAGAAAGAGGAGAGUCGUGGUAACGAAGACCAUGUUUCUGUGAUCCGUGACUAUAGGGCUAAGAUUGAGACUGAACUGUCAUCGAUCUGUGACGGGAUCUUGAAGCUGCUCGACACGAGGUUGAUUCCAACGGCUUCUGCUGGUGAUUCGAAGGUGUUUUAUUUGAAAAUGAAGGGAGAUUAUCACAGGUAUUUAGCUGAGUUUAAAACUGGUGCUGAAAGGAAAGAGGCUGCUGAGAGUACUCUCACUGCUUACAAAUCUGCUCAGGAUAUUGCAAAUUCAGAACUCGCUCCCACUCACCCAAUCCGUCUAGGAUUGGCUCUUAAUUUCUCUGUGUUUUACUAUGAGAUUCUCAACUCUCCAGAUCGUGCUUGCAAUCUUGCCAAACAGGCUUUUGAUGAGGCAAUUGCUGAGCUGGAUACAUUGGGCGAGGAGUCAUACAAGGACAGCACUUUGAUCAUGCAACUUCUUCGUGACAAUCUUACACUUUGGACCUCUGACAUGCAGGACGAUGGUGCUGAUGAGAUUAAAGAAGCAGCACCCAAAACUGGUGAUGAACAGCAGUGA